Messenger RNA from Amaranthus tricolor (Joseph's coat), 2218 nucleotides. Its product is annotated as protein NRT1/ PTR FAMILY 5.10-like. Gene Ontology annotation, cellular component: membrane. Gene Ontology annotation, molecular function: dipeptide transmembrane transporter activity; tripeptide transmembrane transporter activity. Gene Ontology annotation, biological process: transmembrane transport; dipeptide transport. Lineage: Eukaryota; Viridiplantae; Streptophyta; Magnoliopsida; Caryophyllales; Amaranthaceae. The record is from RefSeq and is a predicted model, not a curated record. The transcript is spliced from 3 exons. Bases 79 to 1821 code for a protein of 580 amino acids.
UACCAUAAACAUACUUCUUCACAUUUCAUGGAACACUAGCAUAAUUUUAUUCGAAGAUACAGUGGCGCCUUGAUAGAUAUGGCGACCGCAACCUCCAUUGUUGUUGAUCCAUCUUCAACUAGGCUUCUCCUUCACACCCCACUUCUCAUAGCUGAAGAUCAACAAGACAUAGUUCCUAAUACACUUGACUAUAAAAAUCGUCCGGCUAUUCGAUCCAACUACGGACAAUGGAAAUCCGCUUCUUUCAUCAUCUGGGUGGAGAUGGCAGAGAGGCUUGCAUAUUAUGGGAUUUCUGGAAAUUUGAUUAACUUUUUAACUGGAAAGCUAAGGCAAUCAACAGCUACGGCGGCUGCUAAUGUCAAUGCUUGGAGUGGUGUGGCUUCAUUGAGUCCUGUUUUGGGAGCUGUUAUUGCUGAUUCAUUUUUGGGGAGGUUUUAUACUAUUCUGGUUUCUUCAAUUAUUUAUAUCUUGGGGCUAGGCCUACUAACUCUAUCAGCAAUGCUGCCUUCCCUGAGCUGUAUCAAUGAGGGCACAAUGAACAACGGCACUUUUGGAUGUUCUUCACAUUUGCAGACGAUGAUGUUCUUUAUUGCGCUUUAUAUGGUUGCAAUUGGGCAAGGUGGGCACAAGCCUUGUGUUCAGGCUUUUGGUGCCGAUCAGUUUGACGGAGAAAAUCCUGCUGAAAGCAAAGCCAAAAGCUCUUUCUUUAACUGGUGGUAUUUUGGUCUGUGCAUGGGUUCUUUGUUAGGCAUUGGAGUUUUGAGCUAUGUCCAAGAGAACCUUAAUUGGGGCCUCGGAUUUGGAAUUCCCUGCAUUAUCAUGGUAAUCGCUCUACUUAUAUUCUUGCUUGGAACCGCAACUUAUAGAUACAUCAUAAUAAGUGAAAAUGAAAGUCCAUUCUUGAGAAUCGGAAGGGUGUUUGUCAAAGCAGCCCAAAACUGGAAUGUUAAACUCCCUGUAAUCGGUAACAAAGAAGACGCACAUGGAACACAAACACGUGAUGGAACUCAUCAAUUUAGGUUUCUUGAUAAGGCUUCGUUUGACGGUUGCAGCAAUAGUGAGGUAGGAGAGGCAAAGGGAGUACUCAGGUUGUUUCCUAUAUGGGCAGCAACAUUGGUUUAUGGUAUCAUUUACUCGCAGACAUCAACCUUCUUCACCAAACAAGGCAUUACAUUGGAAAGAUCAAUAGGUUCUACCUUUGUUAUACCAGCUGCAGCAUUACAAUGUUUCAUUGGAAUCUGCAUUGUUAUCUUUAUCCCAAUUUAUGAUCGUGUUCUUGUUCCUAUUGCUAGAUAUUUGACGGGUAAACAUGCUGGCAUAUCAAUGCUUCAGAGAAUAGGAACCGGGUUGAUCAUUUCCAUUUUGUCUAUGGCAGUGGCUGCUGUCACCGAGAAAAAGAGGCUUCAGACCGCUGCACAUUUUGGACUGAUCGAUCUGCCUGAUGUGACGAUCCCAAUGAAAAUUUGGUGGUUGCUUCCACAAUACAUGCUGUUUGCAAUUUCGGAGGCGUUUACCAUGGUUGGUUUGCAAGAAUUUUUCUAUGAUCAAGUCCCAAAAGAAUUGCGUAGUGUCGGAUUAUCUAUGUAUCUGAGUAUAUUCGGGUGGGGAGGGCUUUUGAGUAGCUUUCUCGUCUCAAUGAUCAACAAAGUUAGCAGUAAAUGUGGGAGAGAGAGUUGGUUCUCGGAUAACUUGAAUCGUGCUCAUCUUGAUUACUUCUAUUGGCUGCUCUCUGGUCUUAGUGUCAUUGGAUCCAUUCUUUUUAUCUACUUUGCGAAAUCAUACAUAUACAACAACAACAACAACAACAAGGCUUCUUGUUGAUAUGCGUAGUACUCAUAUCGAAACUGUAAGUGCAAAUACUCGAGGUAAAGAUCUUCGUAAUCAAUAUUAGAAUUGCUUAACAGACCAUUAUGCAUUCUUAUAGAGAAAGUCCUUGUGUAUUUCAGAGAUUAACUGUAUUCUCAACUGUUUUCUUAGUAAAAUUGUAUCAUGUCUUAGUAUGGACCGUUGGAAAAAUGCAACAACUAAUAUCAGACAUAAAAGUGUAUAGAAUAUUUGUAAUUGUGAACAAAAUUUGGUAAAUAUUUAUAAGAUUGUACAUGUUUUUAAUAUUUGAGACCCCUAUUUUAUCAGGACAUGUUUCUGAAAACCUCCAUUCAUGCUUUUGCCUUGAAGUGGGACUUUUGUUGUGAGAUUUGUGGAAUAUAGAAAAAGGCCU